AUGUGGUUUCUUGCUGUUCUGCUUUUUGCCUCGUGCACCUUCUCCCAAUCAUUCGCUCCUGGCAGUGUACUCGUCUAUACUUCAGACUCAUCGACAUACUUUGUCACCGAUGCUGGAACCACAACGCUCGAAGCCAGUCUGACGAUCUGUUCGAACAUCUCGCAAACCGUCUUGACUUCUACAGUUUUUGAGCCAACUUUGACCAUCACGGUCAACCAACAGACGUCAUCUGCUCAACAACCCACAGGAUUCAACACUGUUGUAACCAAAAAUGGCUUCGAAAACGGCACAUCUAUUCCUUUCAAUUCAUCUGCUUCAACAUCAUCUGUAUCAGCCGAUGUAGUCCAGAGUGGCCCAUAUCAGCCUCGAACAGGAGAUAGCUAUCUGUAUGUGUCGCAGUCACCAGAUCAGGAAACAAAGCUGACAUCGACGCCAGUUUGA
Aureobasidium musti is the source of this 441-nucleotide messenger RNA. Lineage: Eukaryota; Fungi; Ascomycota; Dothideomycetes; Dothideales; Saccotheciaceae. The record is from the annotation of a GenBank genome assembly.